Aspergillus melleus is the source of this 1329-nucleotide messenger RNA. Its product is annotated as putative longevity-assurance protein (LAC1). Gene Ontology annotation, cellular component: membrane. Lineage: Eukaryota; Fungi; Ascomycota; Eurotiomycetes; Eurotiales; Aspergillaceae. Gene Ontology annotation, molecular function: sphingosine N-acyltransferase activity. The coding region runs from base 1 to 1329 and encodes 442 amino acids. The transcript is spliced from 4 exons. Gene Ontology annotation, biological process: ceramide biosynthetic process. The record is from RefSeq and is a predicted model, not a curated record.
AUGGAUAAAGACCUCUCCGCUCCGUCACCAUCGGUGACGGAACUCAAUGCCUGCGUUUCCACCUCGACUACCAGCCAUCGGCCUGUCGCCAAAGAAACCACGUUCCGAGAAUGGAUAGUGGACAACCAGAUUGGGAUCUCGUUGACAACGCUUUCGAUGUUAUUGGCCGUUCAUCAUCUCUACCCUUCGCUUAGUCCCUACACCACCCCCUUCUUCCAAUUGUCCUACUACCAGCCGGAGUCCGGUCUCUACAUUCAAGGCUGGGACGACAUCUACUUCGUGGCCAGCGCCGCCAUCGCUUUCACGGCCAUCCGGGCCAUCGCUAUCGAUUGGGUUUUCCACCCGUUUGCCCGGUAUGCCGGACUGAAAAAGAAGGCCGCCGUGCGAUUUGCCGAGCAGGGCUGGCAAUGGAUAUACUACGGGUUCUUCUGUACUUUCGGACUGUAUAUUUGGUCCAAUUCCUACUACUGGCUGGAUAACGGUGCCAUCUGGGCCGAAUGGCCGUCGCGGGGCGUUUCGGGCACCCUGAAAUGGUAUCUGCUGGCGCAACUCUCCUUCUGGUUGCAGCAGAUCUUCGUCCUCAACAUCGAGGAGCCGAGGAAGGACCAUUACCAGAUGUUGACCCACCACUUCAUCACCAGCAUCCUCCUGAGCUCGGCGUACAUCUAUAGCUUCUAUAACGUCUCCAACGUGGUGCUGUGUUUGAUGGAUAUCGUGGAUCUGCUCUUGCCGACGGCGAAAAUCCUCAAAUACCUCAAGUUCGAAAAGACGUGCAAUAUCGCCUUCGGCGUGUUCAUGGGGACGUGGCUCGUCACGCGCCACAUGAUGUACCCGCUGCUGUGCUGGUCUAUCUAUAAAGAAGUUCCCGCGAAAAUGGCGUACGGCUGCUAUUCGGGCACCACUGCGGAGAUGAUUUCCACCGACGGCUAUCCCGAUAAAUUCACCUACCUCUUCUACCCGUUCCUGAACCUCGACGGCCCUAUCUGCAUGAACCGCACGAUCAAGUGGAUCUUCCUAUCCUUCCUCCUGUCCUUGCAACUGCUCUCGAUCAUUUGGUUUGCGAUGGUCGUGCGCGUGGCCGUGGGGGUCCUUCGCACUGGCAACGCCGAGGACAGCCGCAGCGACGAUGAAGAAGAUGAGGAGGUCAGUGCCGGGAGCAAGGACAACACCCACAGCAGCGUCGCCGCCGCCGAGGGCACCAAUGCCGAAUGGCGCCGAGCCAACGGAUCCUCGACCGUUCGUCCUCGAGGACGCGGCCGGGUCGGACUGGGCCCGCAGAGUGACCACAAAGCCUUGCUGGGCCGUAUUGGCUGCGACAAACCUAGCUAG